Molecule: messenger RNA, 1383 nt
Organism: Rhodotorula toruloides NP11
Lineage: Eukaryota; Fungi; Basidiomycota; Microbotryomycetes; Sporidiobolales; Sporidiobolaceae
Exons: 4
Coding region: 1-1383 (460 amino acids)
Source: RefSeq, a predicted model, not a curated record
AUGGCGUCGUACAAUCGCCCCUCCGGCCCCGCCUACACGAGCGCGUACGACCCGGACGAGCUCGACUACGGCGAGGACGAACUCGUGAUGGACGUCGGAGCGGAGCAAGCCCCUCUCAGCGGGUCCGAGGUCUCUCCGGAGCCUCUACUGGGUGAGCGAGAGGCGUCUGUCGCGGCAAUGGAGGUGGAAGACGAGGAGGGAAGCUCGUCGCGCGAGGAGGGCGAAGUCGAAGAGGACGACCACGGACGCCGCUCAGACUCGGAGACGCUCCAAGCCCCGUCGCAUGCUUCGUCACGCUUGCAGUCCGGCCAGCAAAGCUCACACAGCUCGUACAGCUACGAGGCGCCGCCUCGAUGGGUCAGUACGCUCGCGCCGGAGCUGGGCCAAGGACCAUCGUCAGCGCCGUCGACGAACACUUUCCGACGGAGAUCAGCAGACGAAAGGCCGGUCCGAAGCCCGAGUUGGGAGGGCAAGAAACCCAAGUCGGCGCCGUAUGAUCGCUCGUUCGCUCAGUCCGGUCGCUCGGCUCGACGCAACGACCAGCUUCACUCGCAUGUCCGGUCGACCGCGCACUCGAGCACUCCGUCGAGCCGCCCGCCUCUUCCGCCUCGACGUCGCAACACCUUCUCUGAGCCGCAGUCGCCUACUCGUUCGUCAAUGCGCGAAGCGUACUCUGGCAGAUCCGCCUUCGGACCCGGCGGACGAGCGCCAAUGGGACCGUCUUCCUUGCCUACUCCGACCGCAUCGCCCGUCCGAGCAGCUCAGGAUCAGCCAUCGCUUCUCUCCCGCAUCGACUUUCAAGCCGGCGAAGCUGCUCGUGCCCGGUCGGAUCAGCUUGCGAAACCUUCCCAAGCUCGCUUCGUUCCGGCUCAGGACGUUCCUUCGCCUACGACGACGAGUGGCCCAACAGGGUGGCCAGCGCGAGAUGCCCCAGGACCUUCGAGUGCACCUUACCCGCCCUACUACCCCUCGUCGCAUCCGCCUCCUCCUCACGCUCCUUACCCACCUCACCCGUCAAGUUACCCUCCGCCCUCUCACGGCUACUACCCUCCGCACUACCAUUAUCCUCCUUACAGCUCUUCUGCGAACACCUACGCCGGCGCUGCGAUCCCUCAAUAUCCGCCCGCCUACUCGUCGCCUCCUUCGCACCCGUCCUACGCGCCGCUUCCACCUCUUCAUCCUCAGCCUCACCGCAUGGCAGUCAUGGCUUCGACUUCGGCCGCUCAGCAGUCUUCGGCAGCACAGGCUCAGCCGCAGCGCGAGGCGGAGACGACGGCUGUCCCGAUGAGGAUGGGCGCGCGGUCGGAGAAGAAGUUGACGGGGCGGCAGCGGGCCCGGAGGAAGCAGCUCAAGGAGCAGGAGGAGGCUCGCAUGCACGAGUGA